Molecule: messenger RNA, 861 nt
Organism: Chenopodium quinoa (quinoa)
Lineage: Eukaryota; Viridiplantae; Streptophyta; Magnoliopsida; Caryophyllales; Amaranthaceae
Exons: 3
Coding region: 1-861 (286 amino acids)
Source: RefSeq, a predicted model, not a curated record
AUGGUGGCUGCAUCUGGUUAUUUUCCGUCACAACAACCGAAUCCCAAUAUUUGGGAAUCGAGCAAUGUCUUAUCUGAAGAAGAUGAGGCAAAUGAAGAAUGCGAGGAUGAAGAUGAGUUACUAUUAGCAAACCUCACUCUAUCUUACAUUUCUUACGUACAACUAGCUUACGGGUGUGCUUCAGACGCUUGUGAUGAGUAUGUCCGUAUAAGUGAGGCAACUUCACGAUUGGCACUCCAAAAGUUUACAGAAGGUGUCAUCAACCUGUUCGGUAGCUACAACGAUAUUAAUGUGCUUCAUCGAUCCCCUGUGUUCGAAGACAUCUUAGAGGGUCGAACACCUCCUGUGAACUUCGUAGUCAAUGGUCAUCAUUAUACGAAUGGGUAUUAUCUUACUGAUGGAAUCUACCCUAGAUGGGCUUCUUUUGUGAAAUCCAUUACGAGUCCACAAACUCGUCAGGAUCGUUUAUUCGCAAAACACCAGGAAGCUGCAAGGAAAGACGUUGAACGCGCAUUUGGGGUCCUUCAAGCUCGUUUUGCCAUUAUUAAAAAGCCAUCUUUGGCGUGGGAUACCGACAUACUCCACAAUAUCAUGCUCGCCUGCAUCAUAAUACAUAAUAUGAUCGUUGAAGAUGAACGAGAGACGUAUCAAAAUAACGUUAAUACCAAUGAGUUUAUGAAUGUUGGAGGCAACGCUAAUGAGGACACUACCGAGUACCGUACUGAUCGUAUUGUGGAUAUCGGCUUAUACUUGUCUCGUAGAACAGAGAUUGAGGAUCAACAGACUCAUUUGCAGCUAAAAAACGACUUGGUCGAACAUAUAUGGAAUAAAUUUGGUAACAACGAAAACUUAGGCAACUAG